CGCGCGAGUCACUCGGAUGGCCGGGGGCCGCCAUUUUCCUCCAGUGAGGGAGACAGUCGCGAGCGUAGUUCCGCGCAUUGUCGACCAAGUUUUUCGUCGAAUCGAGGGAUUUUCGCGAAUAACUGGGGCGUCGGGCGGGCGCGCGUGACCCCAGUGCCCGUAUCCGAGCGAGUAUCGUUCCACGGGAGGCUCGAAGUCACCCGUGGACGCCGGGAGAACCGUCCGUGAGAAUCGGAAUACAGAGCCGAGACACCGCGCGUAUACUCCCGAAAGAGACACAUCGUAAGAACGCCGUGUGAGAGAGUGAAUACAGUUUGGUGAUCGCAGUGUAGCCGGUGAAAAUAUACGAGUACACAGGAGUACUGUGGACCGAGGAAUACAGGGGAGAAUCGCCUCCGACAGGAGACGGUGUUCAACAAGUCGUGAUGUGUUGGAGGUUCGGCGGUCCUUAUUCAAAAACCGACCAGAAGUCUGUGUUACAAAGGCAAUUUGUGUGACAAAACAUAAAAGUGCAAAAUUGUACAUCAAGACGUACGAAGAGGCUUCCUUACUAGUGGACAAUAGGACUUCCUUGGAAGAAAACAAAUAUUUUUAGUGACACAGAGUACAAGUGAAAAAUUUAAAAAUUGGGGGGGCUGUUUGACCGAUGGACAAACGGAAGAUGAUGCCCAAACGCCCUCGAAUGGAUAACCUGAGGGGUCCUAUUGCAAAUGGACCCAUUCAGACACGACCGUUGGUGGCUUUGUUAGAUGGCCGAGACUGUUCUAUCGAAAUGCCUAUCCUUAAAGAUGUUGCAACUGUGGCCUUCUGUGAUGCACAGUCGACAUCAGAAAUUCACGAAAAGGUACUAAAUGAAGCAGUAGGUGCAUUAAUGUGGCACACCAUAAUUUUGACGAAAGAAGAUCUUGAAAAAUUCAAAACAUUACGGAUCAUUGUAAGAAUUGGAUCUGGGGUAGAUAACAUAGAUGUCAAAGCAGCAGGAGAGCUUGGCAUCGCUGUGUGCAAUGUGCCUGGCUAUGGCGUUGAAGAAGUAGCUGACACCACCCUUUGUCUUAUUCUAAAUUUAUAUCGGCGUACAUAUUGGUUGGCAAAUAUGGUACGCGAAGGAAAAAAAUUCACAGGCCCAGAACAGGUCAGGGAAGCUGCAACAGGAUGUGCAAGGAUACGGGGUGACACACUUGGAAUAGUUGGGUUAGGUAGGAUUGGCUCUGCAGUUGCACUUCGUGCCAAAGCAUUUGGCUUCACUGUCAUCUUCUAUGAUCCCUAUCUACCAGAUGGAAUUGAAAAGUCGCUCGGUCUUAACAGGGUCUACACAUUACAGGAUUUGCUAUUUCAGUCGGACUGUGUAUCCUUGCAUUGUACCUUGAAUGAGCACAACCAUCAUUUAAUUAAUGAAUUCACUAUCAAACAGAUGAGACCUGGCGCCUUUUUAGUCAAUACAGCAAGGGGUGGUCUGGUAGACGAUGACGCUUUAGCCGCAGCGCUGAAACAGGGCAGAAUUCGUGCAGCAGCACUUGAUGUACACGAAAAUGAGCCAUACAACGUCUUUCAGGGUCAGUCUUCACAGUGUCCUUUGAAAGAUGCACCCAAUCUGUUAUGCACACCACAUGCCGCAUUCUACAGUGAUGCAAGUUGCACCGAACUUCGUGAGAUGGCAGCCAGUGAGAUACGAAGAGCUAUCAUCGGUCGCAUACCUGACUGCUUGCGAAACUGUGUGAACAAGGAAUACUUCCUUUCCUCAACUGGAGUCGGGAUGAGUGAUGAGGCCAGUAUCGGAGAAACAGGCAAUUGCGCCAGCAUUCUGGAAUUGCUUUAAAGCAUUAACUCGAACGUUGCACAGAGGUAUACAACCCCCCAAGAUGGCUGCUCCCGGGCGUAUCGACGUUUGGCGUUUGCAGGGUUUCCCAGAGGUAAGCUCAUCGGAAAUUGUGGGUCUUCCCUCCCCUGGCAUCGCCCCCGCCGCUUUUGCUGGCCCUUCAAAACAAAGAAACACACGUAAUUAAAUUUUUGUUCGGCACAAAUUAAUGCGCGUGUCAUGGCGGCGCCGGCGGUCGCAGCUGCAGAGAAAGUUUAAUCCAGGUACCCCCGGCUUUCAAUCGAGCUUCUCUCUGUUCCCUUCUCGCCCCUCAUCCCUUUCUUUCUUGCUUUCACCCUUUCCGCAAUCGGCGCACCUCCCGUUCCCAAUGAUUUCGAAAAUCAGAAUCUGUCGCGCGAACAUUUUUACAAUGCGUUUAUCGCGAAGCAGCAGGAAACACAAACGUCCAGGUAUCAUCGCUGAUAAUCUACUUUGUUCGCAAGUUAUUUUGCCGUGGAUCGAUAAGACAAGAUUAAUUUCUGAUUCGUUCGCAGCCAUUGUUUUGCUCGAGUAUCACACUCUCGAGCGGGGAUUAUCAGAUUCGCAAAAAUUGUUGAUUUUCACGGUGCAGAGUUUGAUGGGUCUGGAAAUAAACUUUACCAGGUCACUGUAUCUUUUGUUUUGAUACGUUGUUAUCAUCGAGCCAUACACGCGCGCGCGCGCGCGCACACAUACACCCACGUGUCUUAUCUUUCCACCACGUCGUACUAGAUAAGCAGUAAUAUUGUAUAUACGUGUAAGCAACAAUAUUCUUGUAAAAGGUUCGUUCGUCGAAUGCAAGUAGCAAAAACAAGAAUUUAUUACGCGGCACAGAGAGUAUAUAUAUAUAUAUAUAUAUAUUGUAUGGACAUCCGACAUAUUCUUCAUUUGAACAUGACGAACAAGUGACAAUAUUAAAAAAAAAAAACAGAUUUCAUUGCAUUUACGAAAUUAGUUUAUUGUUUAUAAUAGGUGUUUCCAUUCUACACGGGACAAUUCGCUACAAUCUCGCGCGUUUAUUGAAGAUCAUUCGGUAAUUCUAGUAAACAUAAAAACAGUUUUUUUUUCAUUAAAGCAAUAUGAUUGUACAUAUCACAAUUAAAUUUCGAAGACUCGACGCGUGUUCCGUUCGGUGCGCACGUCUUCGCUAAUAUAAAAGAAAAAUAACGUGCGUACAAGUUCACACAACAUUUAUUUCUCUAUGUAUCAUUAAAUAGCAUGUGCUCUCCGCAUAUAAAAAUAGAGUAUUCAACUAGACUAUGCUGUAAACCUCUGUACAAAAUACACUUUUCAGAAAAUUAUUUACAA
Megalopta genalis is the source of this 3142-nucleotide messenger RNA. Lineage: Eukaryota; Metazoa; Arthropoda; Insecta; Hymenoptera; Halictidae. The record is from RefSeq and is a predicted model, not a curated record.